AUGUGUUUUACAUGCAAACAAUCGGGUCACAUUGCAGCUAAUUGCCCUUCUUCCCCAAAUACUAUCGACUUUGCUCCAAUAGAACAGAAUUUUUUUAUGAUAUCUAUGGUAUCCACGUCCAAUACCUUAACAUUUACGACAUUACCACCAACAAAAAAACAUUCUCCUUCACACGCAUCGUGUACAACAACUGCAAACACAACCUCAACACUCAUAGUACCUCCACCUACUUUAACUGAAUCAACUGUAGCCCGAGUAGAUAUACCAAACCAGACCACUUCAACAACCUUACCACCACUAAACACUAGUACUAUAGAAAUUCCAACCACUAUAUCUGCUGUUGCUAAAAGAUCUAUAUCUGAAGUCUCCAGUCCUUCUUCCGAUAAGGACUUGCUCCGAUAUUUGUAG
This is a messenger RNA of Psylliodes chrysocephalus, 408 nucleotides long. Lineage: Eukaryota; Metazoa; Arthropoda; Insecta; Coleoptera; Chrysomelidae. The record is from the annotation of a GenBank genome assembly.